GUAUCGGCUUAUUGUAUUGUGCCAUGAGUAGCGACGAACAGACUCUUGUUUUUAGUUUUGUUUUAUAACUAAUUUUUUUUUGCUUUCCUGACAGAGGUUAGUGAAAUAUUGAUAAGAAUCAAAUCUAUUAUCAAAUCACUUAUUAUCAAAUACAUUGCGCUGUGGAAAGGUAUUCGAGUGUCUGCAAGAAAGUGGUGCUACACAGUUAAAGUGUCUGAUUGUGAUUCGAUUGCUUUAGGGGAUUCAUUAUGUAAAGUGGAAUUGUGAUAAAUUAAAUCGAGACUAAAAGAGUAAUAGCAAAAGCCUUAUAAUGCAAAGUCAAACACAAAGCAAUCCGGCAGGCGAACCACCGUCGCCUCCACCGGCGCCUCCAGCAGGACCUGCAACAAGGAAUCAGUUACGUCCCGUCAAGUAUGAUUAUGCAGAUUCAUUUGCUUGUACUUAUGUAGUAUCCGUUGUUGCUGCUUCCGUAGCAGAACUAACUACGUAUCCACUGGAUCUCACCAAAACUCGUUUACAAAUACAAGGCGAAGCAGCUGCUAACAGCUUAAAAACCGACCUAGGCGUUAAACCAAAGUAUCGUGGCAUGUUGGCGACAGCGUUCGGCAUUGUCAGGGAAGAGGGCACAAUGAAGUUGUGGCAAGGUGUCACGCCAGCGCUUUAUCGCCACGUCGUUUACAGUGGUGUGCGUAUAUGCAGCUAUGACUUUCUGCGCCGUAAAUUGGGUAACGAUGAAAACGGCAUAAUUACGUUGCCGCUGUGGAAGUCGGCGCUUUGUGGUGUAUCGGCAGGUGCAGUUGCACAAUGGUUGGCUUCACCAGCCGACUUAGUUAAGGUACAAAUUCAAAUGGAGGGCAAACGUCGUUUAAUGGGGGAACCGGCACGUGUCCAUGGCGCAGCACAUGCUUUCAAAGAAAUUGUUCGCCGCGGUGGUGUAGCGGGUCUCUGGAAAGGCAGCGUUCCAAAUGUACAGCGUGCGGCACUUGUCAAUCUCGGAGAUCUUACAACAUACGACACUAUCAAGCAUAUGAUUAUGAUCAAAUUGAAUAUGCCCGAUUGUCAUACUGUGCAUGUACUAUCCUCCAUAUGUGCUGGGUUUGUAGCUGCCAUUAUGGGCACGCCGGCAGAUGUGGUGAAGACACGUAUAAUGAAUCAGCCGACAGAUGAUAAGGGCAGGGGUCUACUCUAUAAAGGCUCCAUCGAUUGUCUGCGACAGACAGUGAAUAAGGAAGGUUUCGCUGCUCUUUAUAAAGGCUUCUUACCUUGCUGGAUACGUAUGGCACCAUGGUCAUUAACUUUCUGGCUGUCAUUUGAACAAAUUCGUAGCAUGAUCGGUGCUUCUGGUUAUUAGUUUCUUUUGUGGAACCUUAGUGUACUCAUAUUAAGUGUUUUAUAGGCGUCGCCGCUGUUGUUGCAAGCAUACAUGAGUUUCUCAAGUGAUCGGAAUAUUAGAACGUUCUUUCAAAGUUCAAUACGUUUUCAAAACAUACAAUACAUAA
This is a messenger RNA of Bactrocera neohumeralis, 1499 nucleotides long. RefSeq names its product mitochondrial uncoupling protein 4 (gene Ucp4A). Gene Ontology annotation, cellular component: mitochondrial membrane. Gene Ontology annotation, biological process: mitochondrial transport; response to cold. NCBI's taxonomy places the organism in Eukaryota, Metazoa, Arthropoda, Insecta, Diptera, Tephritidae. The transcript is spliced from 5 exons. Bases 311 to 1351 code for a protein of 346 amino acids. The record is from RefSeq and is a predicted model, not a curated record.